Messenger RNA from Ruditapes philippinarum (Manila clam), 5329 nucleotides. Its product is annotated as kinesin-like protein KIF2A. The transcript is spliced from 22 exons. The record is from RefSeq and is a predicted model, not a curated record. The coding region runs from base 132 to 2309 and encodes 725 amino acids. Lineage: Eukaryota; Metazoa; Mollusca; Bivalvia; Venerida; Veneridae. Gene Ontology annotation, biological process: microtubule-based movement. Gene Ontology annotation, molecular function: microtubule binding; microtubule motor activity; ATP binding.
UGCGCACUUGUAGUUUUCAAAUUCUUAACGGAAUGCGCGCUGAUUAGAGAAGAAAACGAAAUUGUGUAUUUAUAGGAUCACUAAAUGAUAUGAUUUUAUGUGUUAUAAAAUAAGUGAUUGAAAAUCUCGAAAUGGAUGUGAGCCAUUUAAAAAUUGGUGUUAACGUUGACAUUCAACGUACAGAUGGUCGGAUCCACUCGGCUGUUAUCAGUGGAACAAAUAAUGAAGCAAAGAGUGUCACGGUUGAGUGGUUUGAGCGAGGAGAGACCAAGGGCAAAGAGAUUGAGGCUGAUGCAAUAUUUUCGCUCAACCCACACCUGAUGGAUAAGGCAGCAGGAAGUAGGGAUACCCACUCUUCGCAGAACAAUGAUGCUGAUGAUGAUGAGGAUACAUACACCAAUGGCAGUAUUAGCCCCUCGGAUCAAGCUGUGCCCCCUGCUGGCAGGGGUCGUGGUGGAAAAAAGAGCAAUAGAGUCACACAAAACAAUGUUCAGGAAACACCAAGGUUCAGCAAUAGAGCACCAACAUCAGCAUCCUCCAGGGUUAAAGCGGGAUCAGCAAGGUCACGACAGAGCUAUGCCGCACGACCGCCAGCCACACAGCAGAAUGGUCAGGCUGACUCGAAUGAAGUGAAGAAACCAGGAAUACCUGUACCAUCUGAUCGUAGGAAAUCAAAUUGUGUGAAAGAGGUAGAGAGGAUCGAACAAAGAAGAAAGGAUAGAAGAAAAGAGCAUGCUGCUAUACGAGAGCAACAGGAAGUGGAGUAUGACACCACUGAUCCUAAUUGGCAGUUCUCAGCCAUGAUCAAAGAAUACAGAGCUCACCUGGAGUACCGACCUCUUACGUCCUCUGAUCCUAUAGUGAACCACCAAAUCUGUGUCUGUGUUAGAGUGAGACCACUCAAUAGAAAAGAACUUCAAAAGAAGGAGGUGAAUGUUACAACAGUCCCAAACAAAGAAAAUGUGAUAGUACAUGAGCCUAAGACCAAAGUGGACCUUACAAAGUACCUGGAAAAUCAAAACUUCCGUUUCGACUAUGCAUUCGAUGAAAAUGCCUCAAAUGAAAUGGUUUAUAGGUAUACGGCAAAGCCGUUGGUAGAUUGUAUAUUUGAAGGAGGAAUGGCCACCUGUUUUGCCUACGGUCAAACUGGGAGUGGCAAAACACAUACUAUGGGAGGAGAAUUCUCUGGUGGUAGGGGCCAACAGGAGUGUGCAAAAGGAAUAUAUUGUCUAGCAGCUCGUGAUGUUUUUAAAUUACUUCAUACUAAAUUUAAGAAGUUAGAUCUGAUAGUUGGGUCAAGUUUCUUUGAAAUAUAUAGUGGAAAGGUUUUUGAUUUAUUAAAUAAGAAACAAAAGUUACGGGUUCUAGAGGACCACAAGAGUCAGGUACAGGUCGUUGGUUUGAAAGAGGAGACGAUAUCCAGCGCCGAUGAUGUAUUACGACUGGUGGCUCAUGGGAACAAUGUGCGAACUUCGGGAGUGACCUCAGCAAAUCAGCAUUCCUCGCGUUCACAUGCUGUGUUUCAGAUUAUACUGCGAAAAAAGAAUACAAACAAGUUAUAUGGAAAGUUUUCCCUUAUAGAUUUAGCUGGUAAUGAAAGAGGACAAGACACAAAGAGCUCCGAUAGACAGACACGAAUGGAAGGCGCUGAAAUCAACAAGAGCUUGUUAGCAUUGAAGGAGUGUAUACGAGCCUUGGGGAGAAAGGCUGGGGCAUACCUACCAUUUAGAGCCAGUAAACUUACACAAGUGUUGAGAGAUUCAUUUAUCGGUGAUAAUUCCAGAACGUGUAUGAUUUCAAUGGUUUCACCAGGAAUGGGUUGUUGUGAACACACGCUCAACACUUUAAGAUAUGCUGACAGAGUAAAAGAGCUGGGUCCCGGCGGCCGCGUGGAAGGGAAACCAGCAGAGAUUGAACUGUCUGAUAACUACAAUAAUCUAGGGGCAAUGUCUCCACAAAAUAGUGCUUUAGCUUUAUUAAGGACUCAAAAUCAAGAUGAAGUGUCGGAAGAUCUGAUGACGUUCCAUGAGAAGGUGAAUCACAUGCAGGAGCUGGAAGAGGAAAUUAUUGACGAUCAAAAAUCAUUGAUUGAAAACACACAAAAAUGGAUGACAGAGCAAAAGAAAUUGUUCAAGCAGACAGAUGAGGUGGAUUAUGAUGUUGAAGCCUAUGCAAAGCAGCUUGAUGCACUUCUCAUGAAAAAGAUAACUGAGUUAACAUCGCUGCGAGAGAAAGUUUCCAACUUCCGUAAAGACAUUCAGGAAGAAGAGACUCUAAGUAAAAACAUGAAAAUGAACAAGAAGAAAUGAAAUAAUGUGUAGACAGAUGAAGAAUUCCAACAUUAUUGUUUCCAGGGCAUUGAGUUUAUAAAUUGGUGAAAAUAGCAAAAUAAUCAGGAGGAAAUAAUUAGAUCAAGAAAAAAGGAAUAAAAUGCUGGAAUUAUUGAAGUUUCUUUUAACAGAGGAUUGCAUAGUUGUCUCCAGUGCUGUUUUAAGGCUAAAUAACAUUUUUUCAGUGUCAUUUGUAUAUGUUAUUCAGUCAUCCAUGUAUAAAAACUAAAACUAAGCUAAAUGUAUACUUAUAUAUACAUAGUGUUGUGUGUUCCGGCUUUCUUGUGAUAAUCUCAUGUAUGGCAAUGAGCAGGAUUUUUAUAGCCAUAGUCAACUUAAGUGGUUGAAGGAUAUAUUGAAACCUAUGGCCUAUGCCAUAUAAGACUUUUUUUUACCUUUUUGAAUAGGAAACAUAAUUGCUUAAGGACCUACACAUUGUGUGUUCUGUUCCAAUAUGUGCUCUGUUUUCUUACAAAUUAUGUUUAAAUAUCCUUAAAGAUUCAAGAUGGUAAGCCAUCUUUUAACCCAGAAUCUUUGUUACUUAACAUUUACAUGAAAGACUAACAUAAUAACUGCCUGACAAACAAAAAUACUAAUGGAAGGAACUUAAUAAUUUUAUUACAGAUUUGAUAAUUAAUAAAUGACAAAUUUUGAAAAUGGAACAAGUUCUUUAAAAAUUAUGUGACUAAUGGAAGGAACUUAAUAAUUUAAUGACAGAUUUGAUAAUUAAUGGGACAAUUUUGAAAAUGGAACAAGUUCUUUAAAAAUUAUGUGAAAUUUUUUAUAUGUUAACUACCCAUGCUAUAUCAUAUAUAAAGCUUCUUUAUGGCAUGUGUUCAUAAUAUUUAUUUGGUUCAUUUUGACUUAGUUUACUUAGUUUGCCAAUGUUCAUUUGAUAACAUUUUCUAACUGUAACUGAUGUCAAACAAAAAACAUGGCUUGCUUUACAUUUUAGACACUGUCUAUUGUUACUAAAUUGGAUUUCAUUUAAAUGAAGUACGCAACAGUUUAGAGUCCGGUCAAUGCUUGCAAAGUUUGUAUAAGCUGACGUUGCUCUAAAAAACUUUCAGCAUAUGCCAGCCAUCAUCACUGCUCUCUGUCAGAGAGGGAAUAGGGAAUUUACUUACUGAACAUUAGUAAUUUUGUGAUAUUUAUAUAUAUAUAUAUUUAUACAACUUUUCUGUAUGUACAUUUAAGCUGUUCACUUGUUUUAUGCAUGUGUUUUUAUUUGUGACAAGAUCAUCAUAACUAGGUAUAAACUAAGUCUGUUUAGAAGUUAAUAUUUCUAUCUUAACCUGCUCCAAUCAAAAAUUGUUAAGCCACCUUUGCUGCCAGAUUAGCUCUAGGUCUGUCUGUCGAUCUGUGCAGACUGACCAGGCUCUCUAGGGUUUUGCAGCUUAAUUUCUGUGUGUUUGAAAUUUAAGUCCCUUGAACUUUCAAAGUUGAUGAAAUCCAUAAAACAAAUUCAGCAGGUUUAGGAUUAAGGUAACAUCACCAUUAUAAUCUUGUUUGUGAAAACUAGGCAUGUCUCUUAACAGUGGUGUCAUAAAAAGAUCAUAUUAAACAUUUGUACAACCAGGAUCAACAAAGAAUGAUCUUGUCAUCCGAAUGCUUUCCAAAUGAUUUUUGUUACAAGUGAUGUGAAAAACUUUGCCCAAACUUUAUAAUAAGUACAUCUAUUUAUGAAUGGGAUUUCUUAUGAAGAAGUUAUAUCAUCUUUAUGUACAAAACAUAAUAACAUUGUCGUGUAGGUGUCUACAGUGUAAACUACAUAAUAUGGCUGUCUUCCUAAUUCUAAACUGUGCAUAUAUGUGCCUUAAUAUCCGAUGAAAGGUACAAAUACAAGUUAUUGAAAUGUAUGUUGAAUUUCAGCUUAAUAAAAUUCCUGCAGUUUUCUUAUGUUUGUAGAAAUUGACAUGUCCAUUCACUGAUGUCUGCCAACAUUAACUUUUGGUUUGGCAUUACAUUUCUGUGGCCAUUUUUAGAUUUUCUGCAAAUGGACAUAUUACAGUAUUUCUUGUAACUAGAAUUACUGAAUAUACUUGCAUAUAAGAUGUAUCCCCCUGUUUUUUUAGACAAAAAGCCUUAUAAGACACACUAAUUUGGGUCCAAAAAUUGUGUUCUUAUAGACUGAGACAAACAGUACUUGUCUGUGUAACUAAGGACCUAUUGCAUAAUUCACAGCUCUUGAUUGGUACAGUUUGGUUUUCUAUUUCCAGCGUUAUUUUACAAGCUGGACUUGUAUAUUUAUUGUUGUUAUAUGAAUAGUUUUUAGGUCAAUCUGUUUGCAUUCCCUAUCUCGUAUAUAUUUAUAUUGACACUUUGUCAAAAUAUGUGUUUGAUUAUAAUGAUAGGAAAUUAUAAGGCAAGAAAGAAAUGAAUGCUGUUUCAUCAAGACUUCAUUUUUCGUUUGAUUUUUUGCUGCUCGCUUAUUUUGUUUUUCCCUUUUCAUCCCUGUUAGAAAUAUGUAAUGCUGACUUUGAUUGCAAAAUAAUGUAUGUUGAAUUUUUCAUUUGUUGUAAAACAUGCCUAAACACACUCUUCCAAGGAUUUAAUGAUAUAAAUGCAAAUAAAAGGUUUUUAGUUUAAAUCACAUUUUAAUUUGAAAUAUGUUGUUAUAUUUAAUGUAAUAUCAUUGCAUGUUUGAGUUGCAUGACAUUGGAGCAAUACUCGAGUUACUUUGUAUUAACUUUUUGAAUGCUAGCUGCCUUAAUGACUUGUAUGUUCCACCAGUCUGCAUAUUGAAGCAGUUUGACGUGGCUGUACAAUGUUCUUUACCUAUCUUCAACAUUUGAUACCAAAGCCCCUCACAUAAACAAUUGAUCGAUCCACGAAGAAUAAGUUCAUUAUACAAACAUAGCAUUCAAAGAGUUGAUAACGCAAUUUUAUUGUGAUAUAUAUAUUAAACACUUAGUUUUUUUUUCAGAAAUAUAUCAAUGUUGGCUAAGUGGUGCUAUUUUUGCUCAAUUAUCACCUCCUUUCUAAACAUAGAGAUUUAU